Anthostomella pinea is the source of this 1554-nucleotide messenger RNA. NCBI's taxonomy places the organism in Eukaryota, Fungi, Ascomycota, Sordariomycetes, Xylariales, Xylariaceae. The record is from the annotation of a GenBank genome assembly.
AUGUCAACCUCCAAGCUGCCGUUGAACGGCACCAAUGGCUCCCAGCGCAGUAACAGGAACAUGGCUGUGAGCGGUAACGGCAACGGCAACACUACCCACGAGAGCAAUAGCAGCAGCGAUGGCGACAGCAUCCACGAUGGGAGGUCGUCGGGCGAGGCCGCCAGGAGGAAGAAGCUGUUACGCAAGAACUCGAGUCCCAUGAUGCCCGCCUUCAUGGUCUCUGCGCCAGGCAAGGUCAUUGUCUUUGGCGAGCAUGCUGUAGUUCACGGCAAGUCUGCCAUCGCGGCCUCCAUCUCGCUCCGCUCUUAUCUCCACGUCACGACGCUCUCCAAAUCGCGACGCACCAUCUGCCUUCGCUUCCCCGACGUCGACCUCGUACACAAGUGGAACAUCGACGACCUCCCCUGGAGCGUAUUCUCGCACCCGUCCAAAAAGAAGUACUACUAUGACCUGGUGACGAGGAUCGACCCUGAGCUUAUGGAUUCCUUACAACCGCAUCUCGAGGACAUAUCACCACACAAGCCCACCGAGGUGCGCAAGAUACAUCAGAACUCCGCCAAGUCCUUCCUGUACCUGUUCCUAUCCCUUGGGUCGCAGAAGUUCCCGGGCUGCAUAUAUACGCUGCGCUCGACGAUCCCAAUAGGCGCUGGUUUGGGAAGCAGCGCAUCAAUCGCUGUCUGCUUGGCCGCCUCCCUCCUUUUACAGAUUCGCACCCUUUCCGGACCACACCCCGACCAACCGUCGGAAGAGGCGCGGUUACAGGUCGAGAGAAUCAACCGGUGGGCAUUUGUAGGAGAGAUGUGCAUACACGGCAACCCGUCAGGCUUGGACAACACGGUUUCGACACAGGGCAAGGCUGUAGUCUACCAGCGGACCGAUUACGACAAGCCCCCGACUGUGACUCCGCUGUGGAACUUCCCCGAACUGCCACUGCUGCUGGUAGAUACCCGACAACCGAAGUCGACGGCCGUCGAGGUUGCCAAGGUUGCGAAGCUGAGGGACACACAUCCGAAGCUGGUGGGUAGCAUUCUGGACGCCAUAGACAAGGUAACAAGGACGGCCGAGAGUCUGAUCGACGAAGAGGACUUCGACAGCGAGGAGCAAGAGAGCCUGCGACGUGCGGGUGAGCUGAUGUCCAUCAACCAUGGACUUCUCGUCUCUCUCGGCGUAUCACAUCCCCGCCUCGAGCGGAUACGGGAACUGGUAGACUACCAGGGCAUGGGGUGGACGAAGCUGACGGGCGCGGGGGGCGGAGGCUGCUCGAUAACGCUAAUGAAGCCGGAUGUGCCGGGGGCGGAGUGGAAGAAGCUGGCGGGCAAGCUCGAGUCCGAGGGCUACCAGCAGUUCAAGACGACGCUCGGCGGCGACGGCGUCGGCGUGCUCUGGCCGGCCGUCCUCAAGAACGGCCUGGACGAGGACGAGGACGGCGGCAUGGAGAUCGACCUCGAGAAGUUCCUCAAUGCGCCCGGGACGGACGGCGUGGAGAAGCUCGUUGGCGUCCACGGCGGCACCGGCGAGAGAGAGGGGUGGAAGUUCUGGAGGGUCGAGAGCUGA